CGUGUGAAUCUUCAAAACUGCAUACAAGGAAAAGAGCUGAUGGGCACUGACAGCACCACAAGCAGAAGAGAACGGCGGCGCCGCGCUCCGCCCCGCCGAGCCAGUGUCUGUGCAGGACGCACAGCGGUGCCCAACACCCAUUUUACAGCUGCAGAGGCCUCCCUGAGAGCCCUGCGCCGGGCGUCAGGCCAGUGACAGCGCUCGUCCGCUCCUCCCUCCUCCUGUCCUCACCGCCGUCCCGCACAUCCCGUAACCUCCACCUCUCCCCUGGCCUCUCGUCUUGCCCUGAGGCCUUUAAGGGGCGGUCCCGCGGCCAUCUUGGGCAGUGGCGCGUGCGCGGUGCGGAGCGGGAGCAGCAGCGAUGGGGCCGGGACAGAACAGCGCCGUGAGGGAACUUGCAGUACAUGCCUAUGUAGAAGUGGUGGAUAAAAAGCAAAGAAAGAGCAGCCACUUGUUACUCUGAGAGGAAACAACCGGACCUGGUGCUGCAACCUGAACCUUUGAGCCAAAGUCCAGCAUAUUUUCAUGAAGCAGAGAGAAAACAGUAGAGCCACAAAAAAAGUAGGAAAACCUCUUGCAGGAAUGGAAUUUUACAUAACAAAGACUGCAGAAAUUUUAUCGGUAAAGGGAGGAAAUGUGAGGAUGAGGAGUGGUGUUGAAUGGAUUGCUGCAGUCUCCGUAGCUGCUGGAGCAGCUGCUGUUGGAUAUCUAGCUUAUAAAAAAUUUCUCUCUAAAGACAAAUGCUGCAAAGCAAUGGUGAAUCCCCAUAUCCAGAAGGAUAACCCCAAGGUAGUCCAUGCCUUUGAUAUGGAAGAUCUGGGAGACAAGGCUGUGUACUGUCGUUGUUGGAGGUCUAAGAAGUUCCCACUGUGUGAUGGCUCUCACACAAAGCACAACGAGGAAACUGGCGACAACGUUGGGCCUCUGAUCAUCAAGAGGAAGGAGGCGUAGAGUGGACACUAGAAGCUACAGAAUCAAUGUCUGACAAAUCCUCUGUUCUCUUGUAAUUGGGGGGGGAAAAUCCACAAAUUCUUUGUCAUAUCACUGAAGACAUCCCAAUGUAGUAUAUACAUUAGGCUUCAGCAUGUAUAUUUUCUCUGGUGCUUGUUGUUCUUCAAUCACUACAAUGCAUAACUUACUAAGCAGUCAUGGUUUAAAUUUUUUGUCCUGUAAAGUGUGUGUACCCUCUCACUGAGUGUGAAACCAAAAUGAGGCACAGAAUGUACUUAAUCAGGAAAUAGGUAUUAAAUUCUUUCCAAAUACAUGUGUAUCAAAAGGUAGAUGAUAAAAUCCUGGAGAGGUUCUGAAAGUCACAGAGCUGGAUAGAUAUCCAUGUAAAAGGCAGUGGCAGGGAAGAAAUCACAGUGCCAUCUUAAUCUCUGAUUGUGCUGCAUUUUCUGCAGGUGUCACAUUUGUCCUGUUACACUACAGUGCUGUAUGACUUCUAUAAAAGAACAAAUACAAAUUGCUAGCUAUGAACAGACAACAGAAAAGGCUGAAAGUAAGAUGGGGCUAGAAGGCAACUUUACAUUUGAUUUUACAGCAGCAUUGAAACUUGACCCUACUUCAAUUUGGUAUCAAGAAAACACUGUCCAAACUACAGACCUGUAUUUAGAGUAGGAUUAGGGAAAUGGUCUCUAGAGAUUUCUUAACAGUUGAGUAGAAUGACACAAAGUGCUCCAAGAGUGAUGGGGGGGUGGGGGGGCGGGUGGCAGGGUUGUUCUUGGUUUUGGAGAAAGCCUUAGUUUCACUUGCAUUCUUUCAGUGAAGCCAACUUCCCCAGACCACAGGAUGUUUCUGUGGGGUGAAUAUGCUGAUUAAUUCCAGAAGCUAAAAUAAAACCGAAAACCCUCACCUGUCAUCACCAUCUGCUUCACCAUUGCACUGGCUAGUUCUGGAAAGCUUUUCCCACUGAGAAGGGAGGAGGCAUACCUUUCUCAAUAUGUGGCCUUAGGCUCUAUGUGUCUUAACUCCUGCCUUCCUGGGCUGCUAAUGUGGUUCAGCUGAUUUUACCAAAAAACCCUGGCAUGGAUGAAGUAAGGCUUUGAAAACAGAUGGAAACAAGAAGGGAGGGAAGGAGGAGACAGAGAGAGCUCUUACUCUCCUUACCCAUGGCACUUAUCUUCUUGUUUGGUAUGGUUGCAUUAAUGGCUGUCAUGUUGGUUUCCUUAAAUAGCUUUGAUUUAUUAACAUGCAUGUAAGUACAAAGCAAAACCCAAAGAGUGGGGCAGCAGGGGGCAAUUUUGUACUAAACCCAGUCCAUUAGUGUAACUGUGGCCUGCAUAAGAUUGAGCUCUGAAUGUCCUCGGACAGAAACUACCUCAGGGCUACAUGAAAGGCCUUGUUAGGAAGCUGACAUUUUAGCCUGGACCCUUAAGAAUUCUUCAGAUGAUCAGGGCAGAAGAGGUUCUGUUUGUAUUAUUUUUUUAAGGGUGGUUGGUACAACUGGUUAAAACUGAAGAUGUUUUGCGUAGUCUCUAUGUGAGGCUUUCAGCAGCUGAGGUCUUGCCAACUGGUCUGGAUUUGGGCAGAAGGCCCAGAAUGUAAAGAAGGAGGCACAGGUAGAGAAAGGUGGAGUGUCAGAGUAAGGGCACUACUGUCCAAGAGACCUCUUGACUUGAAAGAAGUUGUGGUCAAAUACGUCAGUUUGUCUUUUCUGUCUGUCUUGAGUAUAAAGACACUUGAUAUUUUUUACUUUGCUGAGUACUACUGCAUAUGGAAAGUUGUUUUAACCUUAAAUUAUCAAAUACAUUUUAUCCAAAGCAAAGUAACUUCUGUAUUAUUAGAAUAUGACACUGGAUAUAUCUGAAUUUUUGUCAAAUACACAUUUGAGCUCAUCUUAA
This is a messenger RNA of Vidua macroura (Pin-tailed whydah), 2843 nucleotides long. It is a transcript of the gene CISD1, whose product is annotated as CDGSH iron sulfur domain 1. Gene Ontology annotation, biological process: regulation of autophagy. The record is from RefSeq and is a predicted model, not a curated record. Gene Ontology annotation, molecular function: 2 iron, 2 sulfur cluster binding. NCBI's taxonomy places the organism in Eukaryota, Metazoa, Chordata, Aves, Passeriformes, Viduidae. The coding region runs from base 526 to 951 and encodes 141 amino acids. The transcript has 5 exons. Gene Ontology annotation, cellular component: intracellular membrane-bounded organelle; mitochondrial outer membrane.